Epithele typhae is the source of this 2499-nucleotide messenger RNA. RefSeq lists its product as uncharacterized. The record is from RefSeq and is a predicted model, not a curated record. The transcript has 4 exons. Bases 1 to 2499 code for a protein of 832 amino acids. NCBI's taxonomy places the organism in Eukaryota, Fungi, Basidiomycota, Agaricomycetes, Polyporales, Epitheliaceae.
AUGACAGAGCUCACCACUUCCAGGAUCAACAGGAAGCUCAGGACGCUACGUAGCAAAUGUGCCGCUCUCAAUGGGGCCCAACCAACAUCCUCCAAGCCCAAAGUCUCCACAACUUAUGGCCGUUCUAAUCGCACCUCGACGAGAGCGUCCAAUGAGGAAGAAGAAUCCCCGCCACUCGCGAUACUCCAAUCCCUUGACAAAAUUUCGGCGAGGUUCCGCUACGAGCGUGCGACCGUCGAGAACAUGCAGCUCUCCAAGAGAAUCUACGAGGUUCGCGACGCCUUCAAAAACAUUGUACAGCUAUCGGCAUCGUCUCACACAAAAUCACAACCCGAUCCGGAUGUCUCUUCCUAUCUGUCUUCCCUCACGGGCAUUUGUGCUCAACUCAUCGGAGAACACAUCCAGGGAGAAGUUGAGGCCUCCAUUGACGACUUGUCUGAAGUCAAAGCCUCGCAAGAAGACGAGCUUCGAUCGCAGAUUAUGGACGAUGUAUACGAGAGCAUCCCCGCGCAACACAGACACCACACCCUAGUCGCACAUGCGCUUACGUAUAUAUUGGAAACGUGCCCGCACUACCCGACGCUACUCAACGCCCUUCUCGAGACCUGUCUCGAGUACGGAUCCGGAGCAGAGUCCCAAACGAUACUCUCGAAGUUGUUCGCAGUGGCGAUUCACUCGCGGACACGUUCGAUGUAUCCAUGUCCCCUCACACAUCCCGCCCACAAGCACUUCCUCGUCACUCUGCGAGGUACCUGCAAUCCUGCGCCCGGUUCCAGUACACCUAUCAACAAUCGCGCCUUUGUCCGUCUCCUCGUCGAUGCGCUUUCUGAACCAUACCCGGAGCGGCUUCUAGCGUGGACAUCGAAAGCCACGGCACAUCUUGCACGGGACGUCAAACAGGAUUUCCAUGGUUGUUUCGUGCCUCUCUGUACAGGCCUGGCACACGCCCUGGCCGCCGUACCGAAGUCAUCACGGAAUACCAACAGAGCAAUUGAACAUGCUCACGUUCAGGUCUGGGAAGACGCUCAUUCGCGUUUAGUGGAUUGGACUACCUCGAUGUUGUCGGCACUGUACUCUGCGACUUGCUCAGGCGGACCGGAUGUGGACAUGUAUACCGCCUGUGUAGACUUCCUCGUCGCCAUCGAACCAGACCGGCUACACAUAUGUUCCGAUUCGGUCCCCACACCGCUCGCCAAGGCCUUGUGCUGUCUUGCGGUCUACUGCAUCGCUAACCCUCCGGCACCCUCACCUCCCGGCGUGGAAACCGACCUACUAGUCCUGGAAAAGAUGUUACGAACCGCCACCAUCAAGAACGCUACCUUCAACAGCCUCACAGCCUUCAUCCUGCCUCUCCCUCAUUUGUCUUCCGGCAUCUACCGUGACACUAUACCGGAGCCAUUCGAGGGAGCAGACAUCCCGACCCCUCUUCCUCAGCAGACAGGGUCGGGUGAAAGAGGUGCACCUGCCAUAGAGGCUCUUGUCGAGCCCCUCCGUGCACGAGGUCUCGUGCUAUGUGAAGCUGCCCUGUACCUGGCGGCCUUGCAACACCUGAGUAACAAGGAACUUUACGAUCUCCGCCUCUACCUCAUGGACCGCGUGGAAGACUCCGAACGCCGUUGCUUCAGUGGCAGCGUGGAUGGCGUACCGCCUCCUCUUCCCGAAGGCGGAAGCCAGUGGCGCUUCGAUGAUUCUAUGGGGGCGUGGACGGUGAAGACCCCCGAAGUGUCUCAAGCCAAGAAGGCGGAAAACAGAAGAAUUGCGCAAGCUGCUAAACGGCGCAAGCUUGAUGACGGGAAGAGCGCCUCUGCGGCCACAUCGCCACACAUCCCGACGCAAGCCCCACGCCGACAAAGCGAUGCCGAUCGUCGACCUAUACCGUCGUGGGAUAACAGGGAGAACUUCUCUGACGACGGUGGAUCGGACAAUGAACCCUCUACACCCGCACCCAAGCGACUUUUGGGCACUAGCAGCUUCCAAAACCUCCUCGCCAACGCCCGCCUAAACACCAUCUCCCUCCGCGCCGAGCGCGAAGCCAACACCCAAAAAAUAGUGGCAAAGCCGAAGGGGCGCGUCUCCGCGCCUGCCCGUCUCCCGGAUUUUGUUGUUCCCGAGUCCCCGGCGUCGGCGUCGGUGGGGGCGCUGUCUUCGCCUAUGGCCCCGCGCACACCGUCCAAUGGUUUUCGUACGGCCCUCGCGGACUCGCAUCGGAACGUCAUUCGACUAAACGAAGAGCGGGCGCGCGAACGAGGACAGUUGCAAGGGGCAGGACAGGAAACAUGCAGUGCUAUUACGCCUCGGGGCACUGUAAAGCGCAAAAAUGGAGCGCGACUUGGGGAUUCGGAUACUGAGGCUGAAGUGGAGGAGCCAGAAAAUUCCAUGGUGGAGAGCAGCCCUGCACAUGCAUCAGCGUACGUCGAGCCGUCAUCCGACGACGCGCUCAAUCUGUUCGCAUAUCCCGACUCUUCUCCAGUCAAACGUCGGCGACAUGCUUUGUAUUGA